UGUGUCCUCCUCACAGCGAGCACCGACCGGCUCACAGAUGAACAGCAGACCGACAGAAACACGACUGUUGAGAACCGCAGACAGGUUCUGACAGCGGCACCGUCCUCGCUCCUCCAACCCAGGCAGGGCGCACCGUCCCGGGGGGGAACCGUGCACGGACCCGGCCUCUUCCUCUGGAGCUCUGCAGUCUCACUCGGCGUCUCUGCUCCACCACCUGGCUUCCCUCGCUGUGUGUGUUUGAGGACAGUUUUGCAGAGCUGUUAAUGUGAGUGCUUCUCACACACCUUCUGGAUUGGAGGCAAUGCCACCUCCUCCUGCAGAGCUCUCCUCCUGAUUUCUGGAUGCAUUUUUGGUUUACAAACCCCGCGGAUUAAGAUUUAUGGAGUGAUUCCCGGCUCAGAACAAACAGUGGAAGUUACAACCUUCAGAACUAAAGACAGAGGCGAGACUGGAUUUUCUCCCGAGGUUCCUGCGACUGAGCAUCUUCUCCCGUCAGUUUUCCCCACACUGAGAUCAACAUCUACCAAUCUGUUACUGCUGGCUGCAUCUGCACCUUCACGAGUGGCUGGAGAGUCUGACCCUAGAGCGACUGUGAACGUCGAUACUUGUUGAGGCCGUCACCGUUUCGCCUUCCUCCUGGCGCUCUUUGCAGUGAGAUGAAAGGAUGCUGCAGGGAACCGACGAAGGACUGAGCCCUACCUGAACACCCCUCCUCCCCCCGACCCUCAGAGCCCUCAGCGCCGCCAUCCCAUCAUGAACCUGCUGUGCCGCGGACGCCUGAAGCUGCUGGUGGCGUCUCUCACGGCCAUCGUCCUGCUCACCUGGCUCUACCUGCUGGCUGGAAACCUGGAGAAUGGUCGCUCCCUCCUGCUGGCUCCAUGUCUGGCCGACACACCGGCAGCCCGAGUCCUGGAGCGAGCCGUCCUCGAGUCGCGGGUUCGAGAGGUGGAGGAAGAGAACCGCCAGAUCCGGUUGCAGCUCAGCCAAUCGCAAGGCACCGCCGCCCAGCCGCCGGACGGCAACUAUGGCAACCAGCAGUGGGGAGCCUCCGCGGACACGGGGCCCGAGGACGGGGACAACACGGCAGAGGAGAAGAACAACCACACGGAGUGUCCCCGAUCGCCCACCGUCCAGAAGUGUGAGCUGAUCCACGUAGCGUGCGUUUGUGCCGGUCACAACGCCAGCAGAGACGUGGUCACGCUGGUGAAGUCUGUCCUCUUUCACAGGAGAAAUCCUCUCCACUUUCAUUUCAUCACCGACACAGUGGCCAAUCGCAUCCUGAGUUCUUUGUUUCAGUCCUGGAUGGUCCCGUCUGUGCAAGUCAGCUUCUACGACGCAGACGAACUCAAGUCCGAGGUGUCGUGGAUACCCAACAAGCAUUACUCAGGUAUUUACGGCUUGAUGAAGCUGACGCUAACCAAAGCUUUGCCCUCAGACCUGUCAAAGGUCAUCGUCUUGGACACGGACAUCACCUUCGCCACCGACAUCGCUGAGCUCUGGGGCAUUUUUAGGAAGUUCACCGAUAAACAGGUGAUAGGCCUGGUGGAGAACCAGAGCGACUGGUACCUGGGCAACUUGUGGAAGAACCACAAACCCUGGCCUGCGCUGGGACGAGGCUUCAACACAGGCGUCAUUCUUCUCUACUUGGAGCGACUGCGGCGAAUCAGCUGGGAGCAGAUGUGGCGGCUGACUGCAGAGAGGGAGCUAAUGAGCAUGCUCAGUACAUCGCUGGCUGAUCAGGACAUCUUCAACGCCUUCAUAAAGCAGAACCCGGUCCUGGUGCACCAGCUGCCCUGCUUCUGGAACGUCCAGCUGUCGGAUCACACUCGCUCCGAGCAGUGCUACACCGAGGUGUCCGACCUCAAGGUGAUCCACUGGAACUCUCCGAAGAAGCUCCGCGUGAAGAACAAACACGUGGAGUUCUUCAGGAACCUCUACCUGACCUUCCUGGAGUACGACGGAAACCUGCUGAGACGAGAGCUGUUCGGCUGCCCGAGUCAGGCCAGUCCAGAGAGCGUCCAGCUGCAGGCCGCCCUGGAGGAGCUGGACGAGGACGAUCAGUGUUACGACUUCCGUCGGGAGCGACUCACCGUUCAUAGAGUGCACCUGUACUUCCUGCAGUACGAGUACACGCCCACUGAGGACAAUACUGACGUCACACUGGUGGCCCAGCUCUCCAUGGACAGGCUGCAGAUGCUGGAGGCCAUCUGUAAGCACUGGGAGGGCCCCAUCAGCCUGGCGCUCUACAUGUCCGACGCCGAGGCCCAGCAGUUCCUACGCUACGCUCAGGCCUCAGAGGUCCUCAAGAACCGCAAGAACGUGGGCUACCACAUCGUCUACAAGGAGGGCCAGUUCUACCCCGUCAACCUGGUGAGGAACGUGGCCCUGAAGAAUGCCAACACGCCCUACGUGUUCCUGACAGACGUGGACUUCCUGCCCAUGUACGGUCUCUACGAUUACCUCAGGAGGUCUGUGGUGCAGCUGGACAUGGCUCACACUAAGAAGGCUCUGGUGGUUCCAGCUUUCGAGACGCUUCGGUACCGUCUGUCCUUCCCCAAAUCCAAAGCAGAGCUGCUCUCCAUGCUGGACAUGGGGACCCUCUACACCUUCAGGUAUCACGUGUGGCCCAAAGGUCACGCUCCUACCAACUAUGCCGAAUGGCGAACAGCCACCACCCCGUAUAAAGUCGAGUGGGAGCCGGACUUUGAGCCGUACGUUGUGGUGAGACGGGACUGUCCAGAGUACGACCAGCGCUUCGUGGGCUUCGGCUGGAACAAGGUGUCCCAUAUCAUGGAGCUGGAUGCACAGGAGUACGACCUGAUGGUCCUCCCCAACGCUUUCAUGAUCCACAUGCCGCACGCGCCCAGCUUCGACAUCUCCAAGUUUCGCUCCAGUUCCAGCUACCGCAACUGUCUGAACACCCUGAAGGACGAGUUCCACCAGGACCUGUCCAGGAAGUACGGCUCGGCCGCUCUGAAGUACCUCACCGCGCAGAGGAACAUCUAAAAACCCAGAACUGCUGAGAGCCAGCAGGUCCGCCAGCCUUCGAGCUCCUGAGCGACUAGGUCCCCGAGAGCUCGGACAUCUACUGACUGCGCCGCGGUGCGCAAAGAAUGAUGGUAAAGCUUUACAGCCCUUUCGAAACAUUCUCGAACCUUGUGCAUUAAUUCUCCAGACGACUCCACCUCAAGGUGAACGAGAAGCAGAGGCGACAAAAACGGACAGCAAAUUUCCUAAACGCAGGAUUGACUCGGCUGAGGCGAUGGACGAGUGUGGAUACUGACGGGACUAGCUUUAAGGCGGGGAAAUAACCAUAUUCUUACAAUUUGUUCUGACAAUCAGGGCUUUUUCCAGAAGACAAAGUUUGUUCACGAGGACAUGACGGGAACAUGUGUCAUCUUGGGGGAAAGAUUUAAAAGAGGACACUAUAUUUGAACUGAGGCCAGUCGAACUGGAGAAAGAUUUAAAGCCUUAUCACGUUCCAUGGUAUUUACUGAGAUAUCUAAUGUUUUAAUUUGUCUUUCUUUUCCAGUGUAAAUCCGAACCAAUGAUUAAUGAACACUGGCAUUUACAAUGUUUUAAUUAAGACUUUACAUGAGAAUCAGUUUAUAUUUCCUUUCUAUAUUUCCUUUAAAAAAAAAAAAAACAAUCCAUCUUGUCCCGGUCAAAUUAUUUCAGAUUUUCUGUGAGCUGCAGGGAUGUGCUUUGUGUGUGUAUGAUCCAGCUGUGUCAUUCUCGCUUUUGUCUUGAUCAUGUAUUUGCUUGCAUGUAAAGAGUUGCACUACGUGUUCUUUACACAUCAUUCACCCCUCUGAAAGAAGCAAAAAUCUAUUAAUGAUAACAGAUUAUACAUCGUUCCUGAUUGGGACCAACACUGAGGCCGUGCAGCGCGCCGUUAUUAAUGACGCUAUUAGCUCUGAAGUGAAGCUGCUGCAGUUCGAUGAAGGCCGGGAGCUUUUCAAUUUACUUAUAUUUCUUCCAUUACAUCUAUAAUGUGUCAGAUUCACUGGAUAUAUGUGCCACCUACUGAACCUACAACCCUGUUUUUGUUUGUAAAGUCCAACUGAAAUACAAAAUUCAAACCUUU
Molecule: messenger RNA, 4087 nt
Organism: Micropterus dolomieu (smallmouth bass)
Lineage: Eukaryota; Metazoa; Chordata; Actinopteri; Centrarchiformes; Centrarchidae
Gene: large2
Product: LARGE xylosyl- and glucuronyltransferase 2
Exons: 17
Coding region: 754-3006 (750 amino acids)
Biological process (GO): protein O-linked glycosylation via mannose
Molecular function (GO): glucuronosyltransferase activity; xylosyltransferase activity
Source: RefSeq, a predicted model, not a curated record